CUUGUUACGUGUUAGAGAGUGUAAGGAUAUCUAAACUUUGUCUAUCUGUUGAAAUAUCUGUGUGUGUUAUUCAGCUGCCUACCUUUGGACCAUAGCUGUGUCUUUACAGUUUCCUUGUGUUUCGACCGCUGGACUUUGUUCCCGUAUCUUGAGCUCUAUCCUGAUGCACUCACAUGCUGGAUUACUUGUUUUUACGAGCUUCACCUGCAUCACUGCAAGUAAAAACAAAUCUGUUCCAGCUCUGAUCCACUCCUGAGAUUUUAUUUACAUCAGCUGGUGCCGUCUGCACUUCCUGGAGUCAGUCUCCAUACAGGAGAAACAGUGUACGAGUGGAUAUCUUUUUUUAAACUUGUUUUUAUGAAUGACUGUUUAGUCAACACAUCUACUCUCUGUAACUGACUGGAGUUCACCUUUGGAAACUUUGCCAACUGAGACCACUUGAACUGUGACUUUGACUGUGACUGUGAGUGUGUGUGGGCCAGCCCUAGUGGCUGUAUACCUGGGCAAGAUGAUGGAGGAGGUGUCCAUCACGAUGGCGUAUGACGCUCACACUGUGGACCAGAUGAGCGAGGAAGAGAUCCUGGCCUGUCUGGUUGCAGAAUCACCUGCACCUGCAUCCACAGUUCCAACAAAGAGACCGAAAUUGAGGGAAAGCCAACUUAAAGCACUGGAAGGAGAAGAGGACCCCUUAGACAAAUACCAGCGGGAGAACCGGCAGCUUCAGCAGGCCAGCUUGCUUCUGGAGCAGGAGAAUGACAACCUGGCAAACAAGCUGGUCACCAGCAAGAUUGCCUUGAGGAACGCCCUGGACCAGGCAGAGGACCGAGUGGACGAACUGACGAAAGAGCUUUUGCAGACCAGACAUCGUCUCCAGGCCACAGAGGAGGAGAAGAGAGGCAAGGAGGAGGAGGCUGCAAUGUUGAAGGAAGUGUUUCGGAGGGAGCUGGAGAAAGCUGGACAGGAAGUCAAGAGGUCAUCGGGCAUCAUUGCAGACUACAAACAGAUCUGCUCUCAGCUGACGAGCCGUCUGGAGAGACAGCAGGCCGCCCACAGAGAGGAGCUAGAGGCGCUCAAGAGUGCAGUGAAGGCUUGCUCCCGCUGUUGGCAUGUUGUAGAGCCGGAGGAACGAUCCAGCACAGUGCAUGAGUCUGCAGGGACAGCACCAGCAGAGGGUUAUGGAACCACUGGACCAAGACAGGAUGAGCACGUUGCAGGUCCCAGAGAGGCAAACCAGAGGAGGGAUCGGGAGAGGGAGUCGCUCGGCGCCGAGGUCAGGCAGCUGGAACGGGAGCUGGCUCAGACCAAACUCCAGAUGGUGGAGGCCAAGUGCAAAAUCCAGGAACUGGAGCACCAGAGGGGGAUUCUGGCCAGUGAUCUCCAGGCAGCCAAGAACAGCUGGUUCAGCAAGGCUUUCACUUCCCUGCGGACGUCCAGUGGGGGUCUACACACUAUUAACAUACACAAAAAUGGAGCUCCCAUGACGGGCUGGACCCUCCAGAGCGGCCCCCUCUCUGGAUGGAGUACCAAGAGACUAUCGUGGGCUCACAGAGACAGUGGAGGAAACGUCUGAUAUCUCAGGCUGACUUUACACAGGCACUGAUCUGAUAUUGUCAUGGCUGCCUUAAUAGGCAUUAAAUACAUAAAUGCAGAUUGUUCAUCUGUUAAGGAAGGAAUGAACAUCAGAUCUGUCUACUGAAAAAUGUUAUAAAGUUAUGUUAAAAAUAUGUGUAUAGCUGCUAUUCCUUAUUUUGUGCACUAGAGGGCAGUCACACAGUAAAAGUGUAAUGUAAAGCCGAUUUCCAUUGUACUGAAACCAGUUUUACUCUUAAAGCUCAUAACUGUUUUACUGGUGACUUGAUGGUGUGCUUACUUUUCAUACGCAGUCCAUCUACCAUUUGUAGUGUGUGUAAUGUGUUGUAAAUGCAUGUAAAUACAAUA
Messenger RNA from Myripristis murdjan (pinecone soldierfish), 1938 nucleotides. Its product is annotated as rab GTPase-activating protein 1-like. Bases 509 to 1570 code for a protein of 353 amino acids. The transcript has 8 exons. The record is from RefSeq and is a predicted model, not a curated record. NCBI's taxonomy places the organism in Eukaryota, Metazoa, Chordata, Actinopteri, Holocentriformes, Holocentridae.